UGCUGCGCUCACUGCAUCGCGUUCGUCGUAGGAAGAUAGCACCGAGUUAGUAUAUUAGGGCGUAUAUCAGCGCUGUGUUCCGAGAUAUGAGCCCAGAACGUUAACGGACGCUGAAGCAUAUUACUAUUCUUGAUUUUCCCCGAGUGAGUUAAGGUCAACAACGCAAGGAUGAGUUGGAAUAUGAAUGAUACGGAUGCUGUCUGUUCGCAAACUUUUCUUGUGGUAAAAAAUGCCACUGAUUUGUUGAGCUAUACGCCAGCUGCCCAAACAACCAUUACAGUAAUACUGCCUAUUUUACUGGUAUUUGGUGUACUGAACAACAUCGCCUUUCUCUUUGUUGUAUUCCGAGUACGUGGCAUGAAAACGGUGACCAAUGCCUGUCUAGCUAAUUUGGCUGUUGCCGAUAUCAUCUUUUUGGUAACAGCAAUAGGACAGCGUCUAUACGUGUACUGUAAGUCGCCUAUCUACGCUGAUGCUGCACCGAUAGGGCUGAUUGGUUGUGAGUUAGGAAACCUCACCAAAAGUACCACUUACCUGGCUGCCUUGUGUUCCGUCACGCUGGUGUCUAUGGAACGCUACGAGGGAGUAUGUCAUCCCCAGAGAAGCCACAAUCGAACGGGAGAGAAAACCUAUCGCUGGCUGCUGUUGGCAUCAUGGUUCGGAGCCCUAAUGGUGUCGGCAACCUUUAUACCAAGCUACCUAAGAUAUGAAACAGUCUGCAUGAUAUGGCCCGAGGAAUAUAGUCACUGGCCCAACACUUGGAGCUCGUGUCUUCCGAUUGAGAAAUGGUGGACCAUUUACAAACACGUUGCACAAACUAUACCGUUCAUCGUGUCUUUGUUCAUCAACGUGGCUCUGUACGUGAACAUAGUGCGCGGCCUUAACGCGUCCGUCAGACGCGCGCGUCUGACCAGCAUCAAGGACAAAAACGUCAAACUGCGCAACCAGAUUGCGUGGAUGCUGAUUGUCAAUGGCCUUGUCUUCUUUGUUUUGCUUGGUCCGUACGAAAUCUUGUCGUUGGUCAAAGCUACGGUGCCCAUCGGUUCAACUGGUUCAACUGCCGUCUUAGAGGAGCUCUUCAAGUGCUUGUCUUACGUCAAUUCAGCCAUCAACCCAGUGAUUUACAUUUCGAUGAGCAGCAGAUAUCGAGCCGCCUUCGGGCUUGUGUUCAUCCCGCCUUUUGGUAAGAACAAGUUCCGUAAGGCUAACAAUGCUUCGCAGAAUAGCGCCAUAUCCAGCCUGCUUGACAUCUGCAGGGAUUCUCAGGUUUGAGUCGCACACCAUCGACAUGGGAUCAUGGACAAAUCCUCUCCGUUUCGCCAAGACAUGAACGACAGACUCUUUACUCUGUAAAACUCACAUUCAAAAGUGUUUGUGGAAAUUGGAUCUCUGGGAUUCCGCAAAAGCAUGGCUUCGGGUCAUGUACUUAGUAUUAACUUUCUCUUGUUGUGCCUCAAUAAGAGUGUGAGGAUUCGUCGAGAGCGUGGUUUGUGGAUCUGAAAGAAUUUCAGGAGCUCUUUAUCCCGCCAAGGUAAGUUAAUCUGAUGCGAAGACUUCACCAGAGUCAGGUAAACUACUGACUCGUGGAAAGAGGUCAUCAUGAUGGCUUUGAUAUCCUCUUCUGGGACGUCACCUGAUACAUCAGCUCAGUUUACCUUUUAUAUUAAACAGCUCCCAAUCACUUCAGAACUCCUACGCCCAUGAGCAGACACCUUCUGUUUUCUACUCCCACCUCCGAAGACAGCGGAUUUGAUUUUGUAACCACACUUUGAUAAACUGCUCCAACCAUAUCCUCAAAACACUAUGAUUACGGACGCAAAACGGCGUAAUGAACUGACGCUACCUGGGACAGCAAGAAAUCGGCGAAUUAGAAACUCUUUGACCAAACACAGAAAUCGAAUUGAAUUUGUUAAACUAUCACCCUGUUAUCUUGUAUGUGACGACACCCAAAAUUGUUAAUUAAGAAUAUACAAAUGUAUUCGAGUUAAAACACACAAUAUUCGUGUAAUAGUUCAGUCACACGCACAAUCACCUCUAAUUUAAAAUGCAUGUGUACAUAUCUAAAUUUAUAGAAUCCUUUCGCUGCAAUCCAGCCGAAAAGUGUUUGGGUUUGAGGGGAAAAAGAGUUUAUAUUGUUAUCAUUCUCCACCCUGUACGUUGUAUAUAAAUUGUUUCAUGGUAUGUUUAACAAUAUUUCUAAAUACACCUCCAGAAUUUUUUUAAGAGAUUGAUUUGAAUUUGAUAGUGAAUAUUGGCAUUACGCUUGCGACUUGCAUUUUGGCUGCAACGUGUAUGUCCCCAAUUAAGAUGCCUUAAUCAUUUUAUACAUGUCAGAAAUAACAUUUUGUCGUAACACGAGUUCUUUAAAACAAAUAUAUACAUGUACAUAUCCAAUACGAGAUACCAACAGAAUGUCGAAUCAAUGUUAGAUAUUGGGAUUGCUAGAUUAAAUUCAGCAUAUUUCGUUCAGGGAAAUGCUAAAUUUUUCAAGUGUUUGCGGUCCCUCAAUAUCGCAAUCUUUUAUACCGAAAAUAAUUCUCAACCCCAAAAUGUGCAGGGAUAGAAACAUUCAGAAUGUACCGUAACCCGUACAAUUUGGAGAUGGGGUAUAUAUAUAUAUAUAAUUGUAUUAUGUGUAUUAUUUCACAAGGAACAAACAAACGUAUGAAAAAUAUAAAUAUUGAUAAAAAAAAAUUGCAGAACUGUUUCGAAAAUAAUAUUUGCAAAAAAAAAUUCAGUUGUAGUGUUGUAUCGGUUAUUAAAAUCAGUCAGGUUUUUAUCGUUCUUAUCACUCAUCGGUAUUCUUGCAUUGCAAUGAAAGACAUACCAGUAACGUUGUAUAUAAAUCAAUCUGUGGAUAUGAAGACACAGAUUUGUUUUAAGAACCUUGCUGUUGUUCUUGCACAGUAAAAGACGAGUAAUAAUCCCAUCUAUAUGAUUGCAAAGAGUGGCGUUUUGUAGUGCAAAGUUAUGAUGCUCAAAUAUCAACAAGUUGACGAAGUUUGACAUGGAUACUUCACUUUUUAUAAUCGCAAAGAUCAGAGAAUGGAUUGACUUAAUUGAAGUGUUAUAUGAAAUGAUACCAUGAUUACCACUCUGAUCAAGACCAAACUUACAUAUUUUAUUUCAGUGUUCCGUUUUAACAGGGGCCAAGUAAUAGUCUCCAGGUGUAUAUAUUUAAACAUUUCCAGUUUGUAUCAUAAGCACCGGUCAAUAUAGUGCCUUUAAUGCAGGUCGUAUCAAGUGACUACAUGGGCGUAAAUCCCGGGUGGGGUGAGGAGGAUAUAUCCCCACACUGUUUGACCGGGGGGCAUUGGAUCACUCCCCCAGAUUGUUUAUGGUGGGAAACAAAAUAUGCUGAAUUUGACGUUAUUUUUCAGCUUUCCAACGGUCCCAUUUUUUUUAAAGAAUUUUGAAAAAACGGAGAUCAAACAGUACAAAAGCUUGCACUGUUUGCAUGUACGGUUAUGCACGCAACAUGUACAUUUGUAUCAUGAACAGCGCUCCUAGUGUCCCCCCCCCCCUCUUUUUUUUUUUCCACGGCCGGGCAAUUUUCUGAUUUUUCCGUAUGGUCAUCCCCAAUCCCCCACCCACUCGAUGGCCAACACGGAUUUACGCCACUGCGUGACGCUUCCAGUAAAAUGAAUGGGACCUACAUCUUUGCUAUGACCAAAAACGUGCACGAAUAUCUGAAAGUAAAAAAAACUGAAGCCAAUUUAUUCGUUAUAUCAUUUGAUAUUUAACGGCCAUUGUGUAUUUUUUUUUGGCCGUUGGGUGGAACAUGCAGCUUACGAUAACAUGUCCAAUUGUUGCAGCCAAGAGAUAAGAUAAUGUUUUCUCGUGUUUUGGACUUUUAUGUGGGGCCAGAACUUACAUUUCUUGUCCUUAGGCCAAAUAAAUAUUAAAAAAAAACAGGUUUAGCGUCCACGCCCGCUUCCUUUUUGGAGGCCGCCUACUUUGUUUUUAUGCGUUAAACCGAAAAAAUGAUAUAUAUUAAACAGUGACAUCAUUUUGGCCUCUUUGUCUGCUACAUCUAGCCUAUGUAAAGCUGGUAUGUUAUUUCCUGAGUCCAGGUGGAGGCAAUUUAAAAAAGAAAAUGGCGGUCAUUUUGAAUAAUAGCCCGGCCGGUCGUUUUUGAAGAAAA
Messenger RNA from Patiria miniata (bat star), 4144 nucleotides. Its product is annotated as kappa-type opioid receptor-like. The coding region runs from base 169 to 1272 and encodes 367 amino acids. The transcript has a single exon. Gene Ontology annotation, cellular component: plasma membrane. NCBI's taxonomy places the organism in Eukaryota, Metazoa, Echinodermata, Asteroidea, Valvatida, Asterinidae. Gene Ontology annotation, biological process: G protein-coupled receptor signaling pathway. Gene Ontology annotation, molecular function: G protein-coupled receptor activity. The record is from RefSeq and is a predicted model, not a curated record.